This is a messenger RNA of Rhineura floridana, 6772 nucleotides long. It is a transcript of the gene HEATR1, whose product is annotated as HEAT repeat containing 1. NCBI's taxonomy places the organism in Eukaryota, Metazoa, Chordata, Lepidosauria, Squamata, Rhineuridae. Gene Ontology annotation, molecular function: snoRNA binding. The transcript is spliced from 45 exons. Gene Ontology annotation, cellular component: t-UTP complex; small-subunit processome; 90S preribosome. The record is from RefSeq and is a predicted model, not a curated record. Gene Ontology annotation, biological process: positive regulation of transcription by RNA polymerase I; maturation of SSU-rRNA from tricistronic rRNA transcript (SSU-rRNA, 5.8S rRNA, LSU-rRNA). Bases 133 to 6609 code for a protein of 2158 amino acids.
GGGCGCAAGCGGAAUCGCGUGUCCUCUCGCUUGUGCUUCCGGAUCACAGGUGAAACAUCUGAUGAAGCUUCCCACGUGGGAAGAAGAAAAAGAAGAAGCGUGGGGAUCGGGAGUAUCUGAGGAGUAUAAAAAAUGACAUCCCUUGCCCACCAGCUGAAGCGCCUUGCACUCCCCCAGAAUGAUCCCAGUCUCUUGUCUCGAAGUGAAGCAGCAUCACUGCUGUUUGAUUGUAAGGAAGCUGCCAGUAUUGACAGGGAGACCUUUUUUGCAAUAGGGUGCACUGGGCUAGAUGAGCUGAUUGGGAUUGAUCCAUCCUUUGAGAUGUUUCAGCCAACACUUUUCAGUCAAAAGUCCAAAGUUUUGGAGCGCAGUGUCCAAACUAAAGCAGUAAACCAGCGCCUGGAUGAAAAUAUUUCAUUGUUCCUGAUUCACUUGUCUCCUUACUUCAUGCUUAAACCAGCGCAGAAGUGCCUUGAGUGGCUGAUUCACAGGUUUCACAUUCAUCUCUACAACCAGGACAGUUUGAUUGGUUGUGUAUUGCCCUAUCAUGAGACUAAAUUGUUUGUGCGAGUUAUCCAGCUUCUAAAAAUUAGUGAUCCAACUCAAAGGUGGCAUUGGCUGCAUCCAAUUCAGAAACCAGGAGUUCCUCUUGCAAGGGGAACUUUGAUUACACACUGCUACAAAGACCUGGGUUUCAUGGAUUUCAUAUGCAGUCUAGUGACAAAAUCUAUAAAGGCCUUUUCGCUGCAUCCAGGGGGCUUAUCACAGAUGAGAGUCCUGUUUACAUUUUACGCCUCAACAAUUGUAUCUGCUCUUGGGGCUGCAGCAAGUAUAACAGACGCUCUAGUUUCCAAACUGCUUCCUUAUAUCCAAAAGGGUUUAAAGUCGUCACUGGUGGAAUACAGAGCAGCAACUUACAUGAUAAUAAGCCAAUUGGCUGUGAAAAUGACGAUGGAAAUGUCUCUGGUGCAUUCCUUGACAUUACAAAUCAGCAAGACUUUGACCAAAACACCCUCUCUUAUCAAGGAGGGGCUAGGCUGCCUGAUUAUCCUUCUUCAGAGUCAGAAGGAGGAAGGGCUUGGGAAAAAGCCAUUUACCUAUCUAUGUAAUAUUCCCAAUGUGAUUACCACCCUUCAUGAAAUUUCAACAGCUCAUGAUGCCAGUCCAAUUUUGCAUUACAUGUUGCCACACCUUGUUCAGUCGGUUAUUUAUGGAAACACAGAGGUGGACGAGGAAUCUGACAUAGUUGGAUAUCAAAUCUCUUUAAAACAUCUAGAAGCUAUACUUACAAAUAUACCUUUGGAAAAGGAUUUGGAUCAUUUAUUGGCCUGUAAAUUUCUGGAAGGGUAUAUUUCGUAUGGUGUAGAGUGUGACUCUGAUCCUGGCAAAAUGGCUGAGAUUAAUAAAGAGCUACUUCCUCUAAUCAGACUUUUUGAAAGAAAAUACUCUAUAACACUAGAUUUGGUACUGGAGGAAUAUCUGAAAGAUGUUAGAAAUCAGAAGGAGCAAGAUCUCUUCCACCAGUUUAUUUCCCUUUCAGUGAGUGGUGGUAAAUAUCAGUUUCUAGAAGACUCAGAUACGUCUCUGCUGCUUAGCCUGAAUCAUCCACAGCCAGCAGUCAGAAUCCUGGCUGUUCAGCAUUUGAAAGAAAUAAUUGAAGCAUCAAAGGAGGGCUUUGAUGACUCCUUCAUAGAAGAAGCCACUUUAGCACGACUUAAGGAUGAUAAUCUAGACGUGAUUAUGUCAUCUCUUGGUACAUUGGAGACCUUGUUGCUUAGUUUGAAGACUUUUGAUGACCAAAUUGGCUUCAGUCUGUUAUGUCUUUUUGAAAGAGCUGACCUCUCAAAGGAUGAAAGAUGGUGCAAGAUCCUGGAAACUGGCAUACACCUUUUAAUCAAAGAAGAAAUUCUUAAAAAGAAUAAAGAGCUCUUAAAUCAAUUAGUCCUAAAGGUGCUACCAUUUAUAGUCAUAACCAGUAGUGAUUCAAAAUCUGCCGAAUGGAAAGUGGCAUUUUGUAUAGCAGAGUCUGGUCUGUGCUCCCUGCAUCCAUUGUUGAAAGGCUGGCCAGAAGCUUUCGAAAAGGUAAUUAAAGCAGCCAAGUCGGAAGACUUGAUAGGUGCAUCUAAUGCAAAACUGAUCAGCCUUCUGUCAAAGAACCUAACUUCAGUGGAUCCAUCCUUCACAUUACAAAUGGUGGAAGGUCUCGUCAGUAUUGCAGAAGGGGAGUGUCACACUGUGACACAGAAGAUAACCACUCACAUUAUCAGCUCUGUUCUUGUCCAGUCCUGCUGCAGUAGUUCACAAGUGGAAGAGUGUCAUUUACCACUAGCUUUGAAGGUCUUCCAUCUUUUGAGUAGAAAAAUGCAAAAUCUUGAUGACACUUGCCCUGCAGAGGCAUUUCUCUGCAACUUCUCUGUUGAGUUCACAUCUGGCAAUGAACUGUUCUUAGAGAUAUUAAUGGCAUAUAUAAAAAAGUUAAACACUAGGGAAGCUGUUGAAUUAGAAGAUUCUGCCUUGCUCAUCGUUUUGAUUAGAAGCUUUAUUCAAGGCCUGCUUCCUCCGGAUUCCUUUUCAAAAGAUGAGGUGUGGUGGAAUCCAGAAACUUUAAGCGAAACAAGCAAAGGCUAUUUACACCUGCUGUUGGGGCUCUUUGACAUUCUGGUCCAUGGAGCCAGUGAGGGAAUCUAUGCUGAUCAUUUUCGUGCAAUGAUCCGACUUCUGUUUAAGGUACAUGUGAAAGAACCAGAGAAUCAGUUCAGAUUUCUCUCAGUCAUAUGGACUUACAGUUACAACCUCUCCAAUCAGCUGAACUUUGCAACAGAUGCUGUGCAACAGACUCGGGCUUUGUAUAUCGGGUGUGCAAUGCUUGCAUCGCAAUCUGUGCAGAAGAAAAGGCAACUGGCAUCGGCAGCCUCUCCAGUGAUCAUAUCUUUGCUGAUCAAUUUGGGAAGUCCUGUGAGCGAAGUACGAAGAGCUGCUCUAAACUGCCUUCAUUCUUUAAGUGGAAUAAAAGAAUCUGCAUUUCAUCCUAUCAUCCAUAAUUUAGUACAGAAAGCCGAGGAAAUAAUAUCUGACCAAAAUUACAUAAUCCAGAGCCUUCAUAAUUUGUUUGAAGACCAGCAACAUAAGCAAAAGGCACAGCAGCAGAAGUUGUCAGAAACACUAGACACAUUGCUUGAAUGUGUAGAAACCAUCAAAUGUCCUUCAUACAUUGCAAGGAACCUGAUGAAAAUUCUUCAUGAUGUCAAUGGCAAGGUGGUGCUGUCUCACUUGUUGCCUGUCCUUGAUCGAUUAUUGGAGAAAGCUGUUAAGGAACCAGAGCAGAUGUUAAAAGAUGAAGCUCUUCUUCUGCAUCUCAUUCUUGGGAAAUACAACAAGCAUUCAGCAGCACUCCUUUGCACAAAUCAGCACUGUCUGGAUUUAUUCAUCAAAGCUCUGCAUGCCUCCCAAGAAGUCUGCAAAGGAUUUACUUUCCAGAUUAGAGCUCUCGGGCAGAUUACAAAACCAUUUUUUGCUGCAGUGCCAGAUGGGAAGGUUCAGCAAAAGAUUUUGGGAGUUUUGUUUGAUUUACUGCUAAACUGCAAAAAUCCACGUUGUGCGCAGACAGUCAGCAGUGUUUUUAAAGGGAUUUCAGUUGAUGCUGAGCAGGUUAGUGUGGAACUGGAACCUCUACCAAAAGCUAAGAAUGUGGCUAGUGUUCACCAGACAAGAAGGCAGAAGAUGCAGCAGCAGAGAAAAGCUCAAGAUCAAGCAUGUGUACAAGAAGAAAACAGUGUGAACUGGCAGAGAGUCAUACUUAUCCUGGAAUUGCUGCAACAUAAGAAGAAGCUCAAACAGCCGCUAGCACUGAUACCUACCCUUUUCAGCUUGCUGGCUAGAUGUCUGGAACCUUCUUCAGAACAUGAACAUCUGGAAUAUAUAAAACAGCUAAUACUUGGUGGUCUGUUAAACAUUUGUCAGAAACUGUCUCCAGAUGGUAGCAGGAUAAAAGCAGGUACCCUUGAUGAAGAGAAGUUUAAUGUUGAGUUGAUAGUUCAAUGCAUCCGGGUUUCAGAAAUGCCUCAGACACAUUACCAUGCCUUGCUCUUGCUGGGUGCUGCUGCAGGUUUGUUUCCUGUUAAAGUGCUGCACAACAUCAUGCCCAUUUUUACUUUCAUGGGGGCAAACGUCAUGCGCCUGGAUGAUGCUUACAGUUUUCAAGUGAUUAAUAAAACAGUGAAGAUGGUCAUUCCUGCUCUUAUACAGGCUGAGGAGGAUAGCAGUUCUGCAGAAACGACAGGAAAUGUGGAAGAGGUGGUAAUUAAAAUAAUCCGUGUGUUUGCGGAUGCUUUGCCUCAUGUGCCUGAGCACCGACGCCUUCCAAUCCUGGAGCAGCUGAUAAGCACUUUGGGAGGGGAGCGAUUUCUCUGGGUUCUUCUAGUGUUGUUGUUUGAACAGCAUGUGACAAAAUCCAUGGCUGCAGUAGCCAACGGGGAGAAGGAUACCGUUUUGGAGACUGAUACAGAAUUCUGGAUUUCUAUAUGCUGUGAAUUUAGUGCAAUACAACAGCUACAGAGUUUGAUGAAAGUCCUGGACUAUUUAAAAAAACUACCAGAGAACAAGGACGAUGAUCUUGGGCAAAAGAAGUCAAGGCUGCACAAGAUAAAAUCACACAGUCAAGAGACAGAGCUCUUCAAUGUGGAGUCUCACUCUGGCAAGCAGCUGAGGCACUUCAAAUUCUUGGCUGUCUCCUUCAUGUCACAGCUGCUGGCUUCGCAGAGUUUUGUGAAAAAGGUAGUUGAAUGUGAACAUGUUGAGGAGUUAAAGGACUUUGAGCAAAGGGUGUUGGAAGCGGUUCUUUGCUACAUAAAUGCUGUGGCACAGUCAGUGGAAAAAAAUGCCGAUGCACCAACAGCAAAGUUCUGGAGAGCUCUGCUCAAUAAGUCCUAUGAUGUACUGGAUAAAGUCAAUGCCUUAAUGCCAACAGAAACUUUUAUUCCUAUCAUCAGAGGUCUGAUGGCUAACCAUCUUCCUUCUGUGAGACGUAAAGCAAUGGAUCUCUUGAACAAUAAGUUGCAACAACGCACACAAUGGCAGCAAACACAAGUUGAGCUGCUCUUGGAACUGGUUCCUGAUCUUAUUGCUGUUGUGCAGCGUAACGCAAGUGACGCCGAGGGGGAGCAGGCGGUCAAUAGGCAGACGGCUUUGUUCAGCCUGAAGCUGCUGUGCAGGUCUUUUGGCACGGAAAGACACGAGCUGUUUGUGCCUGUGCUGAAAACUGCUGUUGAUGUGAUUUCUUCAGGAAGGAACGAAGAAAGGAAUGUCACAGGAAGUGCUUUGCUGUGUGUCGCUGAGGUCACCCGUGUGCUGAAAGCACAGGCCAUACCUCAACUCCCAAGGCUUAUGCCAGCAUUGCUAAAGAUACUAAAACACAAAAAGGAGUUGGUUGCCAGUGAAAUUUAUUUGCUUAGCUCAGUGACGGCUCUAUUGAAGGUUGUGGAAACAUUGCCACACUUCCUCAGUCCAUAUCUCCUGGAUAUCUUGAUGCAGUUGGUCCGCUUGGAAAGAAUUGCGAUUGAAAUGGGACCGUCAUCUCAUGUUAAUCUACGUGUGACAUCUCUGAAAACCACCCUAGCAACAAAACUUCCACCAAGAGUUCUUCUGCCAGCAAUCACAAAAUGUUAUGGUGAAAUUACAAAUACUUAUAAGAACUGUCUAGGUUCCCUUAUGGAUAUCCUCAAGGAACAUAUUAUAAUUCUGGAAAAAGAUUCACUUGCUGCACACCAGUCUGAAUUAACAGCAUUUUUCUUGAAGGCCUUGGACUUCAGAGCUGAGCAUUCUCAGGAUGAUCUGGCAGAAGUUGGGAAAAUAGAGACACAUAUUAUUAUGUGCUUAAUCAGCAUGGUUAUGAAGCUUUCUGAAAUGACUUUUAGACCUUUCUUCUUCAAGCUCUUUGACUGGGCCAAAAUGGAGGGUGUCUCAAAGGAUAGGCAGUUGACUUUCUGCCGACUGGCAGAUUGCAUUGCUGAACAGCUAAAAGGACUGUUCACCCUCUUUGCCGGUCAUUUAGUGAAGCCUUUUGCUGACACUCUGAAUCAGAUCAAUACUUCCCAAACAGAUGAAGCUUUCUUUGACUCCGCGAACAACACUGAAAAGAGCUGCUUAUUGAUGCAGUUCACCCUUGAUUGUUUACACAAAAUUUUCCUUUUUGAUUCCCAUCAUUUUGUGAGCAAAGAGAGGGCAGAAACAUUGAUGAUGCCUUUGGUGAAUCAGUUGGAAAAUAUGCUUGGAGGAGAAGAGAGUUUCCAGGAAAGAGUGACAAUGCACUUGAUUCCAUGCAUAGCUCAGUUUGCAGUUGCAAUGGCAGAUGACUCCCUGUGGAAGCCGCUGAACUAUCAGAUUUUGCUGAAGAUGAGGCAUGCAUCGCCCAAGGUUCGAUUCGCUGCCUUGUUAGCUUUGCUAGAACUUGCAGAAAAAAUAAGAGAGAACUACAUGGCGCUGCUCCCAGAAUCUAUUCCUUUCUUAGCUGAGCUUAUGGAAGAUGAAUGUGAAGAAGUAGAACAUCAAUGCCAGAAGACAAUUCAGCGGCUUGAAGUUAUUCUUGGAGAACCACUGCAGAACUACUUCUAAGACUGUUUUCUUUUACUAGUAGUCUGAGUUCUUAAUUAUGUUUGAACAUUAACAGUGAAUACUUUUUAAUGUUAAGCAAGACUUUUAAUUAUGUAAAUAAGUUUUCUCACUCUGAAUCUGUGAUUUUAAAAAACGCACCCUUUAUAAAUGGUUGAAAACUUAA